AUGUUGUUGCUGUCCCUGCUUUUGAUGAUCGUCUGCUUUCCCCUGCCUGCAAAAGCCGAAGUGGUGCAAGACUUCAAGAAUUGCCUGGACUUCUUUUUGGAUAAGUCGCCACCUGGAGAUGCUCUAACGCCGGGCAACCCUGCCAGGAUUUGCCAGUUUUACAACAACGCCUACCAUUUCGCCACGAUGUACGAUCGAGAGAAGCGCAUCCCCAUAUACUCUGCUUACAAAUGCAAGCCCGGACAAGGCGCCCGAUACCGCGGUUGGAUGAUUGAGCCUCAGCUUGCGGAUCCCACUUUAGGCAAGAGCAUGGAGGACGAGCGUCAAGCCAACAUUCCUGCUGAUACGAUAAAAAAGAGCCAGGCCGUCUCUGAAGAUUACACCCAUUCCUUAAGCAUCGAAAAGGGGCACCUGAACCCCGUGGGCCAUCAGCCCAACGAAGAGANUCCCCUCCCGGGCUGCCACUUGACUAACAUCGUGCCCCAGUUCAGCAAACUCAACCAAGAUGCCUGGGCGAGCUACGAAAACCGUCUCAGGAAGGAAGCUCAGUCCUGCCUUGACAUGUACGUCAUUGCGGGGGUGGUUCCGGGAAAGGAGUAUCUCUCGGACCACCGGGUCAAUAAACCUAGCCACAUCUGGUCUGCAGCCUGCUGUGUGAAGGAUCAGAAGAAGAGGGCCUCAUGGGCGGCCAUAGCAAAAAACAGUGAGAACGACGUGAAAGAAUGGAGCUUGGAGAAACUGCAGAAAAUUCUGGCUGAUCUCUACGGGCGGGAGAAAAUCGAUCUGUUCAACAGCUCCUGUUAAGAGAUACCCAACUGGACAAGGGCCAGGCACGGGGAGGGGGGGGCGUCAACAAGGUCAAGAUGGUGGCUGCGACCAUACCACACCAAAGUAGUCCAAAUGCCGACCUCUUCAAUAGCCCACGAGUAAAUUUCUGCCCUUAAUUAGCCACUGUCCUGUAGGAGAGCAGCAG
Messenger RNA from Protobothrops mucrosquamatus (brown spotted pit viper), 973 nucleotides. RefSeq names its product endonuclease domain-containing 1 protein-like. Gene Ontology annotation, molecular function: hydrolase activity; nucleic acid binding; metal ion binding. Bases 1 to 804 code for a protein of 267 amino acids. The transcript is spliced from 3 exons. The record is from RefSeq and is a predicted model, not a curated record. Lineage: Eukaryota; Metazoa; Chordata; Lepidosauria; Squamata; Viperidae.